This is a messenger RNA of Cynoglossus semilaevis (tongue sole), 4562 nucleotides long. RefSeq names its product 5'-nucleotidase, cytosolic IIIA (gene nt5c3a). NCBI's taxonomy places the organism in Eukaryota, Metazoa, Chordata, Actinopteri, Pleuronectiformes, Cynoglossidae. The transcript is spliced from 8 exons. Bases 2889 to 3833 code for a protein of 314 amino acids. Gene Ontology annotation, cellular component: cytoplasm. Gene Ontology annotation, molecular function: magnesium ion binding; 5'-nucleotidase activity. The record is from RefSeq and is a predicted model, not a curated record.
UUGUGUAUGUGUGUGUGUAUAAUGCAAAACCGGUUUUAAAAUCUUUAAGGAUUCCUCAUCCUUCUACUUUGACAGCUGCUUCAAAUUUUUGUUUUCAAACAUUUUUGACAUGAAAAGACUGAGACCUGACAUGAACGACCAAUAGUCAGUGUUUAUUUUUUGGGAAUGUUAAGGAGUAACAUGACAGCAAUAUUUGUGUUUAUUUGAGCAGCAGGAUUCAGUUAGACUGCAGUCAGAGAACACACCAUUCAGAUGCAAUGUUUUUCCUCACAUUUCCUUUUUUUCCUAAACAUAAACUUACUGGACUUGUGAGGUAGUGAAGGGUUAAAUUCUCCAUCUCUGAAAAUGUAUUCAAAACAGAGGUUUUUUUCUUCUCAAAUAAUGAGAAUAAUGAGAAACUAGUUCCUUUAUUCUCGUCAUCAUGCAGUACAACCUUCAAGGUAUUGCGUGUGCUUGUCUACUGAGGUAACUGUGUGUUUGUGUACUACAGUCAUGAGGUUUUUCCAGGGGGUGUUAAUGGGCUUGGUUUUAUUUAUAGUUACUGUUCCUGUGUCAUGUUUCUGUUAAGCAAUUUAUACAUUUUUAAGAAGCUCAGUGCUUAUUAUAUAAGACUGGGGGCAGGGCAUGUCGGGGGAGGGGUGUUGUCAGGGGCUGUGUUAGUUGUCAAGUUGUUUACUUGUCAUCACAUGCAUUAAACGUCUACUCAACGGUGUCUUUUUUGCUCUUUCUCUUGAAGUCACUUGCACCAGAAAUAAGUCUUCAAUACGACUCUUUAGUAGCUGUUUAUAUAAUGUUUUUGUCACAGUAAAUAAACAUGGAUACAAAGAGUAAUAAGUAGUAGCCAGUCAAUAUGCAAAUCCCACAGCAUUCAUAUCAUCUAUAUAGAGUUUAUUCCUUAGAAACAUAGUUUUAAAAAGGCAGGAUCAACCUUUUUCUUUUCUGAAAAAAAAUUUCACAAGAAGUGGGCUGUCCAGGGGUCAACAUGCAACAUGCCAAUGUGUCCCUGAGCAUACAGUAUCAUACCCAACCAUGGCACAGAGGACCAAUCUCUGUUUGCUUUGUAGCGACCCCUAAAGACAAUUGUCUGAAAUUAUUUAUUUUUUCACAUGACAGAUAUAACACAACUUUUUAAAUCAAUAAAAAAUAAACUUGCAUAGUAACUGAGAAGUUACUGUAUGCAAUAAGUUAGAAUAGGUAUUAGUAUAUAAUGUAAUAAUUAUUUUAUAUAAUUAUUAUAUUUAUAUAAUUUCAUGGGCACUGUUUAAUUUAAUCCACUGCAUAAUAAGAUGUUUUGUGGGGGAAAAACCUGGAAAAGUAGAUUCUGUUAUUCCACUUCUGGUGAGUGUUGCCUUGGAAGUCACAGAUACAAGUCUACUGUUUGUACACAGGCUACCAUUGACAGUACAUCUAUGUGAAUUAACUUCUGGCUCACCAUAAUCAGCACGGCUGAACCUUAAAAAAGAAAAAAAAAUCCGGUCCCUGUUUGUAUUUUUCAUGGUAAUCCUCAGACUGCACUCAGCAUUGGUCAGGUGAGAGAAAUGUUGACGGGCUGAAGUUACAGGACGGGCUGAAGUUCAAAUCCUCCCUGAGAGGCAGUUAUUGUGGCUGCUUGUAGAUCUGGCUCAGGCUGUUACACAACACCAGUGAAUUCCAUACAUCAGCUGUUUUCCCACCCCUCUCCCUUAAGCCUCCUCCCCCUACACUAGUGUGUUUUUUUUUUUUUGUCUGUGUGUGUCGUAAGAACAGCACGUUAAAAGAUCCAGAAGGCAGCGCACAAAGUAAAAACAUCAGGAUUUGCUGUUCAUAUUUAAAGAAAAAACUUUGGGGCCCAUCAGUCCUGCAGCAAAACAUUCACACACACUGUUUGUUUUGUUCUUCCAUUAUUGACCCCUAUCUGUAAGAAAUUGUGUCACCAUUAGAUGUCAGUGCAUCCUAAUUAGACAUUAAGCGAUCAGAUAAAAAUCAAAAUCGGUAGCUUUCAAUUAACAAAGAAGUCUGAAAUUGGAAUUGGCCCAAAAAAUGUUAUCAGUACCUGUGGUAGUGGUUCUCAAUGUGGGGGAGCACACCAACAAGGGGUGCAAAGAUAAUUUUAGGAAGGACAGCGCAGCAAGGCAAAAUUAAUCCGAUUUCAACAUUUUCUUGUCCAAAAGCAAAAGCUGUAAAUAAGUGGAUGUGGAGAUGCUCAGUAAUAGUCCUAUCUAUAAAAGGCAGGACUGCAGAUAAAUAAGGUGAACCAUGGCUUGAGGCCCCUGUGCAGGAGUGAUUAAUACGACAUGCAUGUUGUCAAAUUCUUUUGCAGUACAAGUAUGAACAUGUUUGUUCCUAGGCAUUAGAGGUUUCUUCUGCUUCUGAUAACAAGUCAUUUGAAGCAGUUUCAGUAUACGUAUGUUUGCUAGCCUAUGCCUUGUUACUGUCGCUAACAUGUAGCUGCAUGUGCUACUAGCCCCUGCAAGAAGUGAAGCCUGACGGUUAACAUGAUUAAAUAAAUAUCUGAAUUACCCCAGAGAACUGUCACUCAGGUUGUCUUUCAUAUUUAUUUUGAAUUUAAAUAUUUUAAAAAUGAAUUGGCCAAUUUGAAGCAAAUAACCAAAAAGGUGAUGGUAAAAUAUUUUCCUUUGAUAAGGUCAUGGUCCUUUGAUUUGAUCCCGCACCUUGCGCCAAGAAAACAGAAGAAGGCCUGGAGGUGGUGGAGAGGCAACAUUGCAGAUGCUAGUUAUCAGUAGGUUAGCAACAAGCAAGUCUGCUAAAGACAAUAGACAAUUAUAGCUAACUUGGGGUCCUGCUGCAGACCUAGGGCGCCCAGGGGUCAUAGGUCCUUUGAUUUAACAGGUUUAUAUGUUUUGUAUGUGUAAGUGUCUUACAGUGAGAAUAAACAAAGUGCUGUGGAAAUGCAGUUGGGAUCUUUUACUGUGACACUUGGCUUUUGGAGAAAGAGGUGUUUCACAGUGAAGAUGUUUCAGUGGCAGCGCCUCCUGAUGCCACAGUUUGAGAAGAAGACGGUCCACAUGAGGGACCCCGAGAGGGUGGAACAGAUCAUCUGUGGUCUGAUCAAGGGAGGGGCUUCCAAACUACAGAUCAUCACUGACUUCGACAUGACGCUAAGCAAAUUCGCUGUUAAUGGCAAACGCUGUCCCACGUGUCACAAUGUCAUCGAUAACUGCAGGUUGGUAACAGAAGAAUGUAGAACGAAGCUGCUGCAGCUGAAGAAUAAAUAUUAUGCCAUUGAGAUCGACCCUCACCUUACCAUGGAGGAGAAAUACCCAUUUAUGGUGGAAUGGUAUUUCCAGUCACACUCACUGCUUGUGGAGCAGAGGUUAGAAAAAGACAAGCUGCCUGAAGUGGUGAGGGAGUCUGACGCUGCCCUCAGGGAAGGCUUUGAACAUUUUUUCGAUCGCCUGCAUCAGCAUAACGUGCCUGUCUUCAUCUUUUCUGCUGGCCUGGGCGACGUCUUGGAAGAAAUCAUACGCCAGGCCGGGGUCUACACACCCAACAUUAAGGUCGUCUCCAACUUCAUGGACUUUGAUGACAAUGGCAUCGUAAAGGGUUUCAAAGGAGAGCUGAUCCACGUGUACAACAAACACGACGGUGCCCUCAGAAAUACAGAGUACUUCAAACAAGUGAGGGAGUAUUCCAACAUCAUUCUAAUGGGAGACUCGCUGGGGGACCUCAGCAUGGCCGACGGUGUUCCUAAUGUGGAAAACAUGCUGAAGAUCGGCUUCCUGAAUGACAAGGUGGAGGAGCAAUUAGACAAAUACCUGGACUCUUAUGACAUCGUCCUGGUUAAGGACGAGACUCUGGAAGUGCCCAACGCCAUCCUCCAGAAGGUUCUAUAGUUCAACACCAACAUAACACUUUGUGGCUGGUGUACGCUGGUUUCUGUUAAGCACCUCCAUUUACAAGGAAUCUACUCUUGACUCUUGACUCUUUACCGCCCCCUACCGCUACCUCCCUAAUGAACAGGUUUACAUGUUCGUUCUUUGUACUUUGAGUACUUGAGUUAGUAUGACUUAAUAAUCUCUCCCUCCAUCAUCAUUGUUUGCACAAUAGUGUUUUUAUUAUUAUUAUUAUUAUGUUUUGAAUAUUCUUGGGAAUUUUACAUUUUUGAUGUGGUAAUAUUUUUAGCGUACUUCUGCUGCCCACUCAUUGCCUCGUGUUUUUCCCAUCAUGCAUGUCACCACCUUCAGUGUCCAGGUCAGGCAAAAAGCACCUAUGAAAAGGUGAUAUACUUAAAUGAAAAGUGUCACUUAAACCUUCAUGUCACAAUGGUACAGAUGUAUCUGCACAAAUAAUACUUUUAAUGGGCCAUUCUUCUCAACCCAGUUUCCCAGAUCAUAUCAACCCUUCAUGAGAAAAAAACGUUUUUCGAAUUCAUCAUAUGUUUAAUCCUUAUCUACAUGGCAGAUUUCAAUGUAAGGUUUAAAAAUAAUUUGUAUUGAUAAGGUAGACCUCUAGUGGCCAAUAUCAGGAACUAAGACGUAAGAAAAGCAACCUUGUGUUUCCUGUUUGAAAAUGAAAUAAUAAAAACGUGCGAUAUAUCUAGAUGUGAUGUUUGCUGACCUGAG